AAGUCUAAUGUGUCUAUGGUAGUAGGCUAUAUCAGUCAGCGAUGGAGUUUUGGCAGCGGAGAGAGUAGCCCAUGUCCACCGGGAACACUUUCCAGGCAGAAGAUGUAGGCCUAGGUGCUUGGAUAUGAGGCAAAAUAAAGCGAAGGUGGCGCUGAAAGCUGGUUGAAUGAUAGCCAAGCUGACUAGCUAGUCCAGGGAACAUAACAUACUGCCACGGCGAUGGAGGGUCUACCCGUGGUUUUGUGGGUUCCAUCCUCGGGUCCUGUAUCUACCAUCUAGGAGAUUCAAUAAUCAUUUAUUUUGGAUCGGAAUGUGUGUUCUUUUUCGUUGUAAACAACAUCCACCAUGUCGGAUCCAAGUUACUGGACCGCAGUGCCAACCCACAACAAGUCUCAUUUUGUAACAGGAUCAAUGCUAAAACGAUCAAAAAGUUGCCGGAGCAGCAACAGGAAGAGUCUUGGCCUGGGGACACCUUCGCCCACUCUGUCACGCCCUCUCUCCCCACUCUCCGUCCACACCGCUGCAAGCAGUCCCAUAGACAGCCCCCGAAAUGUGUCCACCAGUGCCUCCCUCAACUUCCCAUUUGCUCGCAGAGCGGAAGGCAGACGAUGGUCUUUGGCGUCCCUCCCCUCCUCCGGCUACGGAACCAACCCCCCCAGUUCCACGGUCUCUUCCUCCUCCUCUUCCCAGGAGCGCCUGCACCAGCUCCCCUACCAGCCCACUCAAGACGAGCUCCACUUCCUGUUCAAGCACUUCCGCAGCUCAGAGAGCGUAACAGACGAGGAUGUGCGACCCUCGCCGUUCAUGCGCCCUCGCUCCCGCAGCCUCAGCCCCGGAAGAACAAUGGGUUCAUUCGAUAAUGAGGUCGUCAUGAUGAACCAUGUUUACAAAGAACGGUUCCCUAAGGCCACAGCACAGAUGGAAGAGCGCUUGCUGGAUAUCAUCACCGCCUGCUCCCCAGACAGCACCCUCCCACUGUCCGAUGGCGUGCUGGGCUUCAUCCAGCACCAGCUGGUGGAGCUGGUCCGAGACUGCCUGGACAAGUCCCACACGGGCCUGGUCACUUCACGCUACUUUGUGGAGCUGCAGGAGAAACUGGAGAAGCUGCUCCACGAGGCGUACGAUCGCUCGGAGAGCCAGGAGGUAUCUGUCAUCACCCAGCUGGUGAAGAAGAUUCUCAUCAUCAUAUCCCGACCGGCGAGGCUGCUCGAGUGCCUGGAAUUUGACCCGGAAGAGUUCUAUCAUCUGCUGGAGGCAGCCGAGGGUCAUGCCAAAGAGGGCCAGGGCAUCAAGACGGAUAUUCCACGUUACAUCAUCAACCAACUGGGCUUGACUCGCGACCCCCUCGAAGAUAUGGUACAGCUUGAGCAGUAUGAGUCCGCUCCAUCGAUGACAUUGGAGUCUGAUGAGUCUGUGGAGAACAAGGGUCCCCAGGCACUCACCCCGACGCGAAGGAAACCACUGGAGAGUGACUUUGAAACCAUCAAGCUCAUCAGUAAUGGAGCCUAUGGGGCUGUAUACCUGGUCCGACACAGAGACACUCGGCAGCGUUUCGCCAUGAAGAAGAUCAACAGGCAAAACCUGGUCCUGAGGAACCAGAUCCAGCAGGUGUUUGUGGAGCGGGACAUCCUGACCUUCGCCGAGAACCCAUUUGUGGUCUCCAUGUUCUGCUCCUUUGAAACACGACGCCACCUGUGCAUGGUGAUGGAGUAUGUGGAAGGUGGGGACUGUGCUAACCUGCUGAAGAACAUGGGCCCCCUUCCCGUGGACAUGACCCGGAUGUACUUUGCUGAGACUGUGUUGGCCUUGGAAUACCUUCACAACUACGGCAUUGUUCAUAGAGACCUCAAACCUGACAACUUGUUGAUCACUUCUAUGGGCCACAUCAAAUUAACCGACUUUGGCCUGUCCAGAAUUGGCCUGAUGAACAUGACCACUAACCUUUACGAGGGUCACAUGGAGAAAGACACCAGGGAGUUCAUCGACAAACAGGUGUGUGGCACCCCAGAGUACAUAGCCCCAGAGGUGAUACUGAGACAGGGCUAUGGGAAGCCAGUAGACUGGUGGGCCAUGGGAGUCAUCCUGUACGAGUUCCUGGUUGGAUGUGUGCCCUUCUUUGGGGACACACCCGAGGAACUCUUUGGGCAGGUUGUCAGUGAUGACAUCAUCUGGCCCGAUGGGGAUGAUGCUUUACCUGCAGACGCCCAGGACAUGAUCACACGGCUGCUGAGGCAGAGCCCUCUGGAGCGCCUGGGGACAGGAGGAGCAUCUGAGGUAAAACAACACCCCUUUUUCUUACGUCUGGACUGGAACGGGCUACUGCGACUGAAAGCCGAAUUCAUCCCUCAACUGGAAGCGGAGGACGACACCAGUUACUUUGACACUCGCUUAGAGCGUUACCACCAUUUGGCCUCAGAUGAGGAUGACGAAACCAACGAUGAAGAGUCUUCCCUGGAAAUCCGUCAGUUUUCCUCCUGGUCAAACCGCUUCAGCAAGGUGUACAGCAGCACAGAACAUCUGGCCACACCGUCCAACCUGAGCUUCUCAUCGGACCGCAGCCACAGUGAGGACAAGGAGGGCUGGGAUGGGCGUUUCACACCCUCCCCGGGAGGAGACAUUCAGAGACAGGAACGCCAGCACCAAGAUCGCAGGGGCAGCCUGCGCCCUCGGGCCUCGUCCAAUUCCUUCCAUUCUGAGAGGGGCACCAGCCCCCUGGUGAUGAGCAGCACCCACAGUCUGGAGACCAUGCCCCGCUUCGCCUUCUCCACAGACGACGAAGCUGAGGUGGUAGUGUCAAACCUGCAUCGGAUCAGGAUUCGUAGCAACAGCACCGGGGCCAAACACUCUUCCCCCAGGAACCACAGAGCCCCCCAACGCUUUGGAAACCAGCUGGAGACACCAGAUAGACAGACACCAGACAGACCGAGGCUUGGGGGCAAAGUCCCCAAGUCUGCCUCCAUCUCCGCCCUGUCUCUCAUCAUCACUGCAGAUGAUAUGCCCAGCGGCCUCCAGCCCAGCCCCAUCUCUUCGCGCUCGCUCUCCUCCAAUCAUUCGUCCCGCGAAUCGUCCCCCAGCCGCGACCUGUCGCUUAGCCUCAGAAGCCUGCGGCCACCCAUCGUCAUCCACAGCUCAGGGAAGAAAUACGGCUUCACCAUGCAGGCCAUCCGCGUCUACAUGGGCGACAGCGACGUUUACACGGUGCACCACAUGGUCUCGAGUGUGGAAGAUGGCAGCCCAGCCCACGAGGCAGGACUGAGGGCUGGUGACCUCAUCACUCACGUGAACGGAGAGUCCGUGCAGGGUCUGGUCCACACAGAGAUGAUGGAGCUGCUUCUGAAGAGUGGCGGCAAGGUGGCCCUUCAGACUACGGCAUUGGAGAACACGUCUAUCAAGGUUGGGCCGGCUCGAAAGACCAGCCACAAGGGAAAGAUGGCAAGACGCAGCAAGAAAAGCAAAAGAAGGGACAAUCAGGACAGGCGGAGGAGCAUCCUGAAGAAGCUGUCCAAGCAGAGCACGGUGAUUCACAGCAGCCGCAGCUUCAACUCUGGACUGCAGCACCACUCUGUGUCAUCCAGCGAGAGCCUGCCAGGCUCCCCCACACACAGCCUAUCACCUGGCCCCUCCACCCCCUGCCGCAGUCCUGCCCCCGACCACCAGGCUGCAGACACAAACUCUCCACAGAGCACUUCUCCCUGUUCCAGCUCUCCCAGCUCCCCGGCUGCACACAUCCGGCCCAGCUCCCUGCACGGCCUGGGCUCCAAGUUGAGUAUCCAGCGUUACACCAAGGUGGGUCGCCGCAAGUCCACCAGCAGCAUCCCCCCGUCCCCCUUGGCCUGCAACUCCUCUCCCCAGCCUCUGUCGCCCCAGCGCUCCCCUUCUCCCCUCCCUGGCAUCACCAAGACCUUCCACACAGUCCGUGGCAAGACUCUGUCCCCCCCAACCAUUGUCCGCCAUUGUGUGCGCCCCCGCAGCGCAGAGCCGCCCCGCUCUCCCCUCCUAAAGAGGGUGCAGUCGGCUGAGAGGCUCUCCAGCGCCUACCACGUUGACAAGAAGUCGUACCCCCACCGGAGGCACACAUUGGAGGUGCCUUUCCAGGGCGAGGGAGAGGACGUGGAGGUGGAGGGGGUCUGCGGCGGGGGGGUCUCCUACCUCGCGGACCACGGGAGGCUGCUGGGGGGUUACGGGGGCUGCCAGAGGUUGAGGGACUGGGCGGCGGAGCGUUCAGAGCAAUUGGUGGUGAUGAGGAAGCUCAACCUUUCGGAACGCCGUGACUCCUUCAAGAAGCAGGAGGCGGUGCAGGAGGUGAGCUUUGACGAGUCUGAUGACCAGAAGACAAGCCCCACUUUCACCGUGAUGCUCACUGCCCCUGGAGCCAACAGGCUCCAGCAGAGGGCAGCCUCGUGGACGCCCAUGUCCCAACCCAGCGAGGAGGUGACGGAGGUGAAACGCUUCACCCUGGUGCCUCAGAUUGCUGUGCAGGGCUCGACGGAGAGUGAAGAGCAGGAUGACUGGGAGCCGUGCUCAGACGGAGAGGAGGAGGACGGCAAGAGACAGGAGCCCGAAUCUACCGAUAACAACGUUGGCACACAGCAGCUUGUUAAGGAUGUCUCUCUCACGGUGAACGUCUCCAGUAAGGCACCAGAAGCGACAGCUGCUUUACACAAAGAUGCCUCUGAUAAGGUUGGGGAUAACGCAUUAGACUCUAGCCCCCAGAAAGGGAAGCUAAGGAAGUGACAUUUCCUUGAAUCAUUUCAUGCAGCACAUAUCUUCCAAGGAUGCACCUUGACACUCUCACUGUUGAAGGAAGGAAAUGUUUGGGCAAAAGAGUGUUUCUCCUCCGAAGGAACUCAAACGAAUCGCGACAUUGAUUUUAUUUUGUAGAUUUCACUUGAUCCAGGAUAUUGUUUUGUAAAUAUGUAACACUAGGAAAUAGAUUGCACUUUAUUUCCUGGGCUUAUUUAUUACUUUUAUAAGCUAAGUGGAUUUUUGGGGCCAAAAAAGGAAAAUGUUAAAUUGAUAGUGGCUAGCCAAGGUUAAAUCAUGUUUUGUGUCCAUAUAUUUUGUUGUUAUGUCUAUUUUAAAACAUUCUACAGAGUAGUUGCUUACUUCAAAGAAGUGAGUAGUUUGAGAGGAAUUCAUUUUUUACACAUUCAUGUUUUAAUUUAGGCUCGUUUACUGAGACUGAGUGAUGCUUUUGUAUAAUCUCAGACAGUAGUUUUGAAAGUGGUGCUAACGAGCCAAAACGGAUCCCAAAACGGGUACUACAUCAUCCAAUUGUGUACAACGCCAUCAUUACGUUUUUUUUUUGUUGUUGUUUUUUUGUUUACGAAUCCAAUUCAAACAAUAUAUUAAGAAUUUGUUGUGCUUAAGAUCCUGGACGUCUUGAACAGUUUGAAGUAUAUUUUGAAUCAUAUAAAACUGCAGGGCAAUUGUUAUUUGAACAAAUUACAGUGCAUUUGUAAAGUAUUCAGACCCCUUUUUCCACAGUUUGUUACUUUACACACUUAUUAAAAAAUGUAUUUAAUAGUUUUUUUCCCCUCAAUCUACACACAAUACCCCAUAAUGACAAAGCAAAAACUGUUUUUUGAUUUUUUUUUUUGUUGCAAAUGUAUUAAAAAUAAAAAACAUACCUUAUUUACAUCAGUAUUAAAACCCUUUGCUAUGAGACUCGAAAUUGAGCUCAGGUGCACCCUGUUUCCAUUGAUCAUCCUUGAUGUUUCUACAAUUUGAUUGGAUUCUACCUGUGGUAAAUUCAAUUGAUUGGACAUGAUUUGGAAAGGCACACACCUGUCUAUAUAAGGUCUCACAGUUGACAGUGCAAGUCAGAGCAAAAACCAAGCCAUGAGGUUGAAGGAAUUGUCCUAAGAGCUCUGACAGAGAAUUGUGUCGAGGCACAGAUCUGGGGAAGGCUACAAAUGUCUGCAGCAUUGAAGUUCCCCAAGAACACAGUGGCCUCCAUCAUUCUUAAAUGGAAGAAGUUUGGAACCACCAAGACUCUUCCUGAGCAAUCGGGGGAGAAGGGCCUUGGUCAGGGAGGUGACCAAGAACCCGAUGGUCACUCUGACAGAGCUCCAGAGUUCCUCUGUUGAGAUGGGAGAACCUUCCAGAAGGACAAACAUCUUUGUAGCACUCCACCAAAUCAGGCCUUUAUGGUAGAGCGGCCAGACAGAAGCCACUCCUCAGUAAAAGGCACAUGACAGCCCGCUUGGUGUUUGCCAAAAGGCACCUAAAGGAAUCAGACCAUGAGAAACAAGAUUCUCUGGUCUGAUGAAACCAAGAUUAAACUCUUUGCCCUGAAUUCCAAGCGUCACGUCUGGAGGAAACCUGGCACCAUCCCUACAGUGAAGCAUGGUGGUGGCAGCAUCAUGCUGUGGGGAUGUUUUUCAGAGGCAGGGAGUGGGAGACUAGUCAGGAUCGAGGGAAAGAUGAACGGAGCAAAGUACAGAGAAAUCCUUCAUGAUAACUUGCUCCAAUGACCCUAAGCACACAGCCAAGACAACGCAGGAGUGGCUUCAGGACAAGUCUCAAUGUCCUUGAGUGGCCCAGCCAGAGCCCAGACUUGGACCCGAUCGAACAUCUCUGGAGAGAAAAUAGCUGUGCCCCCCCCCCCCCAUCCAACUUCACAGAGCUCGAGAGGGUCUGCAGAGAAGAAUGGGAAAAACUACCCAAAUACAGGUGUGCCAAGCUUGUAUGGUCUUACCCAUGAAGAAUCGAGGCUGUAAUCACCAAAGAUGUUUCAACAAAGUACUGAGUAAAGGGUCUGCAUAUUUAUGUAAAAUAUAUCAGUUUUGUUAUUUUUAGAUAUUUGCAAAAAAAUCUAAGAACCUGUUUUUGCAUUGUCAUUAUGGGGUAUUGUGUGUAGACUGAACUAUUUAAUUCAUUUUAGAAUAAGGCUGUAACGUAACAAAAUGUGGAAAAGGUCAAGGGGUCUGAAUACUUUCCGAAUGCACUGUGGCUAGUUCAAGUUUUAGUUGAUGUGAAGACAUUGUAUUACUAACAAAUGGUAUUAGCUGCCAUAAAACAGAUUUGUUUUGUUUUUGUUCUCUUAACCCAUAUCUUAUGGAAUGAGGGCCUUUCUUCUUUGACAAAUAGCUCUUAUUCCCUUGUUUGCAGGCUUGAUAGUAGCAGGAAAAUGCAGUCACCUUUACGAAUGCUUCAAUUAUUUUGCUAGUUUAUAUUUCUAAGCAUUUUUACCCAAAUCACAAAGAGGGUAUUUCUUCCAAUCUUAUUGGUUUAGUUCGUUUUGAAACCUGCUGAUUAUAUUGCACAAUAUUAUGCCAUAACCUCAUCAUUAUGUUUGUUCAUCCCGACCUCUUCUUUGUUUCCUGGUUUCUCUGUACUGAUUCUGAUGGACAACAGGGUUUAUACCACAUGAUUUCGCUGAAAUUAUGGUAGCAUGGCAAUUUGAGCUUGCUGCCAAUGCUUGUACUUCUAAAGCAUAACUUUAAUCCUAUCAAAUGCUGUCACCUAAUCUCUGUCACAGAGGCAAUUGUUGACAGGAUAUUGUUUUGAUAAGCCACAGAUAGUUUUGCUCUCAAACCGGUUUUUAGGCUACAUCCUAGAAUUCAGCUGUCCAGGUGACACCACCAAGCUAAAGAUAAACCGUUUAAGCUUUCCACAAGAUCCGCUUGCAUAUUUUCAAAUUAUCCUCAAUGCAGCCUUUGACCUUUUAUCUACAUUAGACUCCGAUUUGAGCACAAUGACUAGUGUGCGUGUGAAAAUGUCCAUGCGUAAGAAACCCAUUCCUCUUUCAUCUCCUUCUUCUGUGUGUUGAUGUUUACAUUGGGGUAAAGUGCACUAAGGGAAAUGUAUAUUUUGACAUGAAUUUUGUAAACGACAUAAGGAAGAGGCAACGAUGGAGGAGUGUCACGUACCUUCAGUCAGAACCCAGGGCUUAGAUAUUAGGAACAGAUGAUAGUUUUAUGUCUUUGUACUGUACAUGCAUUUAUGUACAGUGAGGAGAAAAAAGUAUUUGAUCCCCUGUUGAUUUCGUACGUUUGCCAGCUGACAAAGAAAUUAUCAGUCUAUAAUUUUAAUGUGAGGUUUAUUUGAACCUACCAUUAAAAUUAUUUGAUCAACAAAAAAAUCCAGAAAAAUGCAUGUCAAAAAUGUUAUAAAUUGAUUUGCAUUUUAAUGAGGGAAAUAAGUAUUUGACCCCCUCUCAAUCAGAAAGAUUUCUGGCUCCCAGGUGUCUUUUAUACAGGUAACGAGUUGAGAUUAAGAGCACACUCUUAAAGGGAGUGCUCCUAAUCUCAGUUUGUUACCUGUAUAAAAGACACCUGUCCACAGAAGCAAUCAAUCAAUCAGAUUCCAAACUCUCCACCAUGGCCAAGACCAAAGAGCUCUCCAAGGAUGUCAGGGACAAGAUUGUAGACCUACACAAGGCUGGAGUGGGCUACAAGACCAUCACCAAGCAGCUUGGUGAGAAGGUGACAACAGUUGGUGCAAUUAUUCGCAAAUGGAAGAAACACAAAAGAACUGUCAAUCUCCCUUGGCCUGGGGCUCCAUGCAAGAUCUCACCUCGUGGAGUUACAAUGAUCAUGAGAAUGGUGAGGAAUCAGCCCAGAACUACACGGGAGGAUCUUGUCAAUGAUCUCAAGGUAGCUGGGACCAUAGUCACCUAGACUAUUGGUGUAACACUACGCCGUGAAUGCUGAAAUCCUGCAGCGCCCGCAAGGUCCCCCUACUCAAGAAAGCACAUAUACAUGCCCGUCUGAAUCAUUCAGAUGUUCAUUGGCAAACUUCAGAGGACAACUGAUUGAAAGUGUUGUGGUCAGAUGAGUCCAAAAUGGAGCUCUUUAGCAUCAACUCAACUCGCCGUGUUUGGAGGAGGAGGAAUGCUGCCUAUGACCCCAAUAACACCAUCCCCACCAUCAAACAUGGAGGUGGAAACAUUAUGCUUUGGGGGUAUUUUUUUCUGCUAAGUGGACAGGACAACUUCACCGCAUCAAAGGGACGAUGUACCGUCAAAUCUUGGGUGUGAACCUCCUUCCCUCAGCCAGGGCAUUGAAAAUGGGUCGUGGAUAGGUAUUCCAGCAUAACAAUGACCCAAAACACACGGCCAAGGCAACAAAGGAGUGACUCAAGAAGAAGCACAUUAAGGUCCUGGAGUGGCCAGUCUCCAGACCUUAAUCCCAUAGAAAAUCUGUGGAGGGAGCUGAAGGUUCGAGUUGCCAAACGUCAGCCUCGAAACCUUAAUGACUUGGAGAAGAGCUGCAAACCUGGUGGCCAACUACGAGAAACGUCUGACCUCUGUGAUUGCCAAAAAGGGUUUUGCCACCAAGUACUAAGUCAUGUUUUGCAGAGGGGUCAAAUACUUAUUUCCCUCAUUAAAAUGCAAAUCAAUUUCUAACAUUUUUGACAUGCGUUUUUCUGGACUUUUUUUGUUAUUCUGUCUCUCACUGUUCAAAUAAACGUACCAUUAAAAUUAUAGACGGAUAAUUUCUUUGUCAGUGGGCAAAUGUACAAAAUCAGCAGGGGAUCAAAUACUUUUUCCCUCACUAUGUAUUUUUAUAUCGGAGUCUGUUAAUGCCAUAUGCAUUAUUAUUAUACUUAAUAUUAUUAUAUUUUGGAGUAUACCAACAUACCAGUUGCACAAGCGAUGUGAACAACAAUGGCUGUAAAAAUGUGCCUCAAGGAUGAAGCUGGUUGGGGAAUCACAUCAGUAUUGCAAUGCAUAUUGUACAAUUAGUGAUGUUGUGUUGAACACCAUCAUUUUGGGCCUUUUAUACACUACAGUAGUUCUGAAGGUUGAUAUUGUGUCCAUUUUUACUUGCUGUUAUGUAACUGUCUGUAUAUAUCAAAGGUUGGCGGAGGGGGGUUCUUUCGAAGUCUCAACAGAUCCUCAAAAGAGGUCUAUAUUUUCAGAUUUGAUGAACUACUCAGAAGUCAGUGGUGGUGAAAUGGAAUUAUACCCAGGACAUGCUAUCUCGCAAAGCCGGUCAGAAUUGUUUACAACGAACAUGCUAUGUACAAUAUGAACAAAUGGUAUUUUGUAAUCCUGUGUUUCUAUGUACUGUGUAGGUAUUGUAUUGCAGUCUGUGCAUUUCAACACUACACCGUUUUAAAGGCUUUACUCAAGUACCUUUUUGGAACUGUAAAACUUCCGAACUGUUCUAUAAGAAUACAUUAUGAUGCAUUUUCUCUUGUUUACACCUUUGUUAGCUGCAUGCUGCAUGAGACAAGGACACAUCAUACUUGAUUGCAUGGUACUCUGGGUUUAUAUAGCCCGUGCUGGGGUUUCCACAGUGUGUCUAAUAGAGCAUUUGUGUGCAAAGUCAACUUUUUCACUUUCCUCUGACUCCUACUCAUCAUACCCUGAACCACAAAUAGACAACUGGUCUGUUUUCCUAAUAGUUGUAGGUCUUUUUCUGUGUGUACUGGGAUGAAAUCUUCCACUCUCGGGAUGUGUAUGUCUAAUGUUUUUCACUUUCUCACCACUGUGCGGUAAAAUAAUCUCUUUCGUCAUCUACAUCAUAAGGGGGAUGCAUGUGGUUCAUCGAGGGCUGGGAGUGAAGCUUAGACGGUUAGGCUACGCAUAGCCCAUUUGUCUACAGUGGUUUGUCUCUCUUGCAUUUAACCCUCAUUUUAACACAUUUUCCAUUUUGUCUGCUCUCAGAACGCCUCUAUGCUGACUUAGUUGUAGACAAGGGUACCUGUACACAUUGUCACACACUUACAGGGUCAAAUGGACACAUAUGCAAAAACAUGUCCACAUUCAUUCUUUCCCUUUUGUUUAAUUCUGUGAUUGGGUUAGAAAUACUGGAGGUACAGUGCUAAUGUCCAUUUUAUGUGAAUAUGGAGAGUAUGGAGGUGUUCAUAUUUGUUUCAUUUGAAGCCAGUUUUGUCUGACUAGUUUUUCUUUUUGUGGUUCUAACUGUAUGGCCUAGCGCCCUAUUCAAACAAAAGCAAAUGUUGGGUAAAUAGAUGGCUAGGAUGUGAAUAUGCCUAUGGUUGGGUUGGACUAUUGAAUGUGUUUGCCGAGGAGUGCUUGUGUACCUGAGAAUCCGAACAAUUUUGCAAGCUCACAUCACUUUGCCUCGUUUGAACAUCUGUCUGCUUUUGUUUGAGUAGGGAUGCCGGCCAUCCUUGGUACAAGUGUCAAGAUUGAUCUAUUUUGUGUUUUUACUUGAUGUUUCCAAACGGUUUUAUAAUAAAUUGUUUCCGUAUGGCAUUUGAUAUUGAAGGCA
Oncorhynchus masou masou (cherry salmon) is the source of this 11189-nucleotide messenger RNA. Its product is annotated as microtubule-associated serine/threonine-protein kinase 3-like. Gene Ontology annotation, biological process: peptidyl-serine phosphorylation; intracellular signal transduction. The record is from RefSeq and is a predicted model, not a curated record. Lineage: Eukaryota; Metazoa; Chordata; Actinopteri; Salmoniformes; Salmonidae. Gene Ontology annotation, molecular function: magnesium ion binding; ATP binding; protein serine/threonine kinase activity.